UGAAACAAAAGGUCCCAAGUGUAUUGAAAUGCCUGAUCGAUUUCCAAUGGUGCUUUGUUGAGCGCGGGCGAACGACAUGAAAGGCAAGAGCGACACUUCGAUCCACUGCCUUUUCCCCGAGAUUCUGGCCAUUAUUUUUAGUUAUUUAGACAUUAGAGACAAGGGAAGAGUGUCUCAAGUCUGUUCAAAGUGGAGGGACGCGGCUUACAGUCGUUUGGUUUGGCGCGGUGUUCAAGCGAGGCUACAUUUGCGGAGGUCAAAUCCAUACCUAUUUCCUUCGUUGGCGAAACGUGGUAUUCGGAAAAUUCGUAUACUGAGCCUUAAAAAGAGCUUGAACUACGUGAUACAAAAUCUACCAAAUAUAGAGAGUUUAAACCUCAAAGGAUGCUUCAACGUUACCGACAUUGGAAUCGGACAUGCGUUCGUGAAAGAUCUUUCGUCUUUGACAGUGUUAAAUCUAAGUUUGUGUAAACAAAUUACGGAUACAAGUCUAGGAAGGAUCGCUCGAUUUUUGAGCAAUUUGGAAGUGCUGGAUCUCGCUGGAUGUUGUAACAUAACGAACACUGGACUUCUUCUAUGUGCCUGGGGCUUGCCGAAGUUAAAGUACUUGAAUCUUCGAAGUUGCCGACACAUUUCGGACACCGGCAUCGCACACCUCGCCGGACUCAAUGCGAGUUCCGCUCGCGGUAACAAGAAUUUAACUACUUUGUGUUUACAAGACUGUCAAAAGAUCACUGAUAACGCACUAAGCAACAUUGCCAAGGGACUAGUUCACCUACAGUCGAUCAAUUUAAGCUUUUGCUGUGGUAUUACGGAGAGCGGGCUCUCUCACUUGGCCACUCUUCGAAGCCUGCGUGAAUUAAACCUUCGAUCUUGUGAAGGUAUCGGCGACGAGGGAAUCGCGCAUUUAGCGGUGGGAGGCCUUAAUUUAACUUACUUGGACGUAAGUUUUUGUGACAAAGUCGGCGAUGCGGCCUUGAAUCAUAUAUCUAAUGGACUUCACCAUUUAAAAAAUCUUGGCUUAAAUUCUUGCCACAUUACAGACGAUGGCCUUAGUAAAGCAGCACGAAGCCUUCACGAUCUUCGUGUGUUGAAUAUUGGCCAGUGUACCCAAAUCACAGACAUCAGCUUAGCUUCUAUCGCCGAAAACUUGACUAGUGUAACGAACAUUGAUCUAUAUGGCUGUACAAGAGUCAGCAAGACAGGUUUGGAGAAAUUAAUGCAUCUUCCUCAUUUACAGGUACUGAAUCUUGGAUUAUGGCAAAGGUGACCAAGUCCGAACAGCUGUGAAACAGUUGCUCGUAAUUUUAUAUAGCACAUGUCUUUGCAAGUUCUUAGUAAAUGCGAUUUAUAUCUGACACAGAAAAUUUGCGGAAUACACAGGCCUUUUUGCCAAGGAAAUCGAAUAUUUUCGACGUCCAUUUCUUUGUGCAUUCUGUGUGUUCAAUAUUAUUGUAUCUGUUUUCAUUCAUACAUAAAAGUGAAUUAGGGAAUAAAUUUGAGGCGGUUUGGUGUUUACAGACAUCUUCGUGGACACUUGGACCCAGUUUAUGUGAAUUCACACACAGUACGGGAAUAAAAAUACGCUUCUGCCGUCCAUUUACA
Orbicella faveolata is the source of this 1605-nucleotide messenger RNA. RefSeq names its product F-box/LRR-repeat protein 14-like. Lineage: Eukaryota; Metazoa; Cnidaria; Anthozoa; Scleractinia; Merulinidae. The record is from RefSeq and is a predicted model, not a curated record. Gene Ontology annotation, cellular component: SCF ubiquitin ligase complex. Gene Ontology annotation, biological process: SCF-dependent proteasomal ubiquitin-dependent protein catabolic process. Gene Ontology annotation, molecular function: protein binding.